Molecule: messenger RNA, 664 nt
Organism: Mixia osmundae IAM 14324
Lineage: Eukaryota; Fungi; Basidiomycota; Mixiomycetes; Mixiales; Mixiaceae
Exons: 3
Coding region: 42-440 (132 amino acids)
Source: RefSeq, a predicted model, not a curated record
GCAAAAUUAGGGACAUCUUGUGCCUGCUGUUCCUUCAAGCAAUGACUCGUGUGAGACGGAGCAGGACGCAUGGCUCGACGAAGAACCAAGCAAAGUAUUUGAAAGGACGACGGUCGACAAAGGACAUCGAUCAGAUCCACGAAGACAUUGACAAUGCGACUUUCGAUCCUGAUCGUCGUACCCGACUCGAUGGAGGCUUCAAACCGAGCCCUGAAGAUCUGCCAGGUGGAGGUGAACACCACUGCUUGCAGUGCGACAGGCACUUUACAACAGACGCCGACCUAUCUCAUCAUACCAAGUCCAAGAUACACAAACGUCGCUUGAAACAACUCAAGGAGGAAGCCUACUCCCAUGUCGAAGCCGAUGCUGGUCGAGGCAUUGGCAGGGAUAAUCGGCAGCGUACAGGUGACGGCAAGCUCGUCGAAGAGACUAUGCAAUAAAUAUGCCCUGCUAGCGCACAUGGGAUCGUAGGCACCUAGAAGCGUCUCGGGCAAUACCGCUGCAGCAAUGUACCCCGGAUUCGCGUCUCGUCAGCCCGGUGACUCUUGUACAAAAUCAGCCACAUUGCCAUGUCUUCUUUGUCUGUUGUACAGCUCUAGGCAGGAUUGUCAAACAAUGUGCGACGAAUAGACUCGGCGACUCGCGAUCGAUCCCGUCACGGCUG